Messenger RNA from Cherax quadricarinatus, 1321 nucleotides. The record is from RefSeq and is a predicted model, not a curated record. Lineage: Eukaryota; Metazoa; Arthropoda; Malacostraca; Decapoda; Parastacidae.
GAUACGUUGCUGCCAGGCAAGCGACGCCGAGUUGUUUACUUCGCGCACAUGCACCAGCGUCUUCAGGAGAGAACCCUUAUUUUGUGCUCUAAAAUCCCUGACGUGAGGCUCUCGGCAGCCCCUGAAUCCCCCCACACGCACACCGCAAACCCCCGCCUCCCUCACCAUGGGUGAUAAAGUGAAAAACCAGAAUGGGGAAGUGAAAGAAGAGCGCCGUAAGGACGAUGAUGUAGGAGCUGAGGGGGACGACACUACGGACGAUGAAGGAGGAGUAGAUACACCGCCUCCCCAAGACCGUGACGACCACGACGACCAUCACCCUGAUGGCGAGGGCAACUAUGAGACGCUGUGGAAGCGGUGGCUGGCUGUUGAACAAAUAGUUGACAUGGAAUGCAAAAGACGCUGGAAAUGCCCAGUUAAAUUUCGUGUUCGUUGGCUUGGUUAUGGAGAGAAAGAUGACACUUGGCUGCCUGCUUCAGACCUCAGCUGUGAUGACCUUAUAAAUGAGUUUCUUGAGAUCUCUGGAAGAACAUCAGAGUACAAGAAUGCAAUGGCCCCAAAAAAGCGUCCUGGAGAGGAUGAACAGAGAACAAUUGAGACUAGGAAGGCAAUAAAAUUUUCCUACAGUGAGCUGGAUGAAGACCAAGAGGAAGUCAUUCCUGCUGGGACAAGAUCUCGUAAAGUCAAGACAAAGGCUGAGAAAAAGGUAGUGAGACCUCCUCCUAAAAAGAAGGCAAAAGUUUCAGCUCCUAAGGGUAAAGCUGGAAUACAGAUUGAACCUAAAGAGUAUGAGGUGGAGGCAGUUGUGGAUCAUCGUGUGCGUGGGCGCUUUACAGAGUACAAAGUUAGAUGGAAGGGCUUUGGGCCCAUGGAUGAUUCAUGGCUCCCUGAGGCAGAGCUUAAUUGUGACAACCUUCUAAACAAGUACUUCAAGACCGCUGGCCGCAACGUGGAAGAGUCCUAUGAGGUAGGAGGUUCGGAGGUGGAGGCCAUUAUGGGACUGAGAGAGGUGAAAGGUCGUACAGAAUAUAAAGUACGCUGGAAAGGGUGGAAUUCUAAAUAUGACUCAUGGCUUGCAGAAGAUGAAUUGAAUUGCCCAGAAAUUCUGAAACGUUUUAAUGCUACUCUUGACAAGUUGGAAAAGCAGGAAGAUUGGCAGGUUGAAAAAAUUUUGGAGGAACGUGAAAAAAAAGGAAAGAAAGAGUAUUUAAUUCAGUGGAAGGAUUGGGGCCCCAAAUAUAACACAUGGGAGCCUGAGGAGAAUCUAGAAGGCUGCCAAGAUAUUAUGAAGCGCUUCAAGGAACAAGAAAAAAAGCAGAAG